AAGGUCAGGGUAAUUUGACGUUAGCGCCUCCUGUUCUUUGUCGCGGGGUUUGGACUGUAACAGCUGGUUGCGUACCUCUUAAUUUGCCUUUCAGCGUCGUUUGCAAAAGACUGUAGUAUUCCUGUCAAUGUCAAAAGAAGGAAAUACGAAAGUAUUUGCAUCUGGCGAUGGGGGCGCUGCGAGUGGUGAAGAGUCUGCUGGCGAAAUGAUUUGGCCACCGCCAUCAUUCGAUAAAGCUCCAAAAUAUCCUGUCACUAAUCAUACGAGAAAGAAACGUUAUCAUUCUGCUUCAUUUAGUCACUCGGGUGCAAAUGGACUGACAAUUGAUGGGGUCCCUUCUGACCUUCAUACGCUGACUGCUGCAAUUCACAAAGUUCAGCUUUCUGGCAAUCGACUACCAUACGGGAAAAAUAGUAAAAAAUCACGUGAUGGACGCAAAAUACCAAGCAAACGUGGUGGGAAACAUGACGACCCUACUGACGUCCUGGAUGAAAUUGAACUUGACCCUGAAGAUCCAGACUUCGAUUCCGACGAAGAUGCACGUGUUACGUUUGAUGAGGUCCAGCCAACCCUAUCCGAUGAAGUUUUCGAGAAAACAUUCUCUUCUUUGAUGAACGAGUUCUUCAUACAUGGCAAGACGCAGGAGGUCAUUGAUGCCCUUUCGGAAACGAAUCUUGCAGCGCAUCAACGUCGUCGACUAACAUAUUUGGCCAUCACUCUUGCUAUUCAACAUCGUCAAACACAGUGUGAGCUUACUUCCGAGCUUCUGUCGGAUAUGUGUGGUAAAGUUCUCAAUCACGCUCAUAUUCAACAGGGAUUUCAGCUUGUUCUCAGCGAAAUUGGUGACCUUAUCAUUGAUGUCCCGAAAGCUCCAGAGUAUCUCGGGCGUUUUAUAGCAAGAGCUAUCGCAGAUGAUAUCCUUCCUCCUAAAUUUAUUGAAAUUCAAAGGUGUAUUUUAUCGCAAGUGCCGCCUGGUAGCAGCCCUCCUGGAAACAACGAAACGCUGGGAUCAGAAAACUCAGUUGUAUACGCUAACACUACUACGAAUCAAAUUGAUUCGGGCCUGAAAAAUGUUACUCGACCUGGUACUCGCAACCUCAGUGAUAGCAGCUCUGGUGGAUCAAUCUCUGUGGACAAUUCUAGCAGUGGUAUUGGUUCUGCAUCAAGUCUGGUGACCGUUAAUAUGGUUCGUCCAGACAUAGCACUUCAAGCUUUAAGCAGAGCUGAAAGCAUCUUGACUUUGAGGCAUGCAUUCUCUAGAUUAGAUAAUAUUUGGGGCGUGCCAGCCGGUCCAAAAGCUACGAAGAAACUGGUAAAGAAAAUUGGAAGACUGCUGAAUUCGUUCAUGGAUUCCAAUGAUGUUGAUGAAGCUACAGAAGCUCUGCUGGAAUUAGAUGCUCCACAUUUCCACCAUGAACUAGUUUUUCAGUCUAUCAUAUUAGCCAUCGAAAUAAGUACAGAACUUGCUCGUGAACGUGUUAUUCGCUUGUUGAGUGAAUUGUGUUCUUCAGUAGUUUUGACUAUCGAUCAGUUGACUUUGGGUGUUAAACGUGUCUAUGCUGAGUUACCAGAUUUACAGUUAGAUGUACCUGCUGCCUACAGUCUAAUGGAAUUAUUUAUGAAUAGUGCUGUUAAGGCUGGUUUUAUGCCGAGAAAAUUAGCUAACGAGUUUACUGCUAAGUAAGUCUAUGUCAUGUUCCGUGUAAUAACUGUAAUAACUUGACGUCGAUCAAGUGUGUUAACAUUUAUUGCAAAAUGUUUUUAGGGUUAACUUUAUCAUAACAGAUAGAUAUGCCCUUUUGCAAAAAAAUUACUCAAUACUUUUUUUCAAUUAAAUUCUCUCCAUUGUAAUAAUUUUCAUAUAGUCUGGUGUUAUAUUCUACGCAUAUUAUCUGUUUAGUUAUAUAUUUGCUGCAUAAAAUUCUGAGUUGCCCUUCUAUACCCUGAGGAUUUGACUAUCAACUAGCAGGUUCACUGGUAUAAAUUCUCUUAUCGUUUUCUUCUACUUGAGGAGUAUAGCAUUCCUUCACAUAAUAGUUGCGUGAGUAAAAAUCUAGUUGCUGCUAACUCAACGUGGUCGACUGCACUUAUUGAAUACUAAUAUGUUCAGUAUUUUAAUUAAGGGAUUACGAAACUGUGACUCAGUUAUCUAGUCACAGAUCUGUACCCUGGUGUACCUACCGAGGAUUAAACAGUUAGGCAUUAUCAUAAACCCUAAUCCCUUAAGAGUAGCUCAUCGUCUAGUGAACGAACUGUACACCACCAUCAACAACCAACCACAGAUCAUAAAAUGGAACCACCUUAGUAAAAGUGAACAUUCUACACUAAAAACUUUAUUCAUCGCUAAAGAAAUACUGUGCGAAGUAACUUCAUUUGCACACAUUAAGAUUGUAAUAAUUUUCCCCGAGUUUUCACGACUCAUUACUGCAUUUAAUAGUCUAGUCAUAUGGCUAUGUAUAGUCUAGCGGAUCUGCGAUUCGUUGGUCUCAGUGCUCAUAUUACGGGUUCGAACCCUACUCCAUCUGUCAAGACCUUGACAGUUAAGUGUGGCUCACUGCCUAAUGCACGAAUGUGCUCAUAGUUGUUUAGGUACAUUUCAUUUUUGUUUGCAUAUUUGACGUAUGUCAUUAAUGAACUAACCUUUUCACUUAUUUCUGUCGUCUACUAUUCCUGCAUAUCAUUAAGUAAACCUCCUCAGUUGUGGUGAAGCAGUUCUAAAGACGAUUUUUAAAGUAUCAUCAAACUAUUGACAACCUGUAUUCUUAUCUACUAUUGGUUUUCUUUCAGACCUCGAAAACGUUUUAUCUCAGAAACGGAUUCAUUAUACAGAACUAAUAAAACUCAACCCUGGUGAACGGAUAUCUCGAGAGGCCAUUCAUAAAUGGGCCCGGUGAUCGCUUUUGUUGUUAAAUUCAAGGAUUUAGCUCCACUUCAGUGGAAUUUUUCUCAUUACUACUGUUAUAUAUUCCUUCGAACACACUUUCGUUCUACACCUUUUUCACCAAUUUUGUAUCUGACAGUUUUGAUAUGAUGUGAGGUAUCUUCCGGUUGUUGUUUGUCGCUGCUGGUCAAUUAUUUAUUGACACGCAUUUCCUUCGUAUAAACGCUAGAAAACUCCUUUUUUGUUUUGUCUCUAGUGUUUUGUUACGCAGUGCCCCCUAUCGUACUUUGUCGGUACAGCGUCCUGGUUUUCUUCUCUCUGUCAUAUUAUGCUCUGUCAAGCUAUUUCUUUCAACGUUUGUUGAUAAAUCACCUUAAAUCAUGUCAAUAUUUCCUCUCUGUGCCUAAAUACAAAAUAAUAAGCGGAU
Molecule: messenger RNA, 3308 nt
Organism: Heterobilharzia americana
Lineage: Eukaryota; Metazoa; Platyhelminthes; Trematoda; Strigeidida; Schistosomatidae
Source: the annotation of a GenBank genome assembly